This is a messenger RNA of Wasmannia auropunctata (little fire ant), 2389 nucleotides long. RefSeq lists its product as uncharacterized. The transcript has 5 exons. NCBI's taxonomy places the organism in Eukaryota, Metazoa, Arthropoda, Insecta, Hymenoptera, Formicidae. The record is from RefSeq and is a predicted model, not a curated record. The coding region runs from base 283 to 2211 and encodes 642 amino acids.
UGCGUGGGAAGCGGCGAAAGAGCAACGUCGUGUGCUCCAUAUAGUUCGAAAUAACGGUUUAACGAAUCGGGCUAAAACGGUCUUGUUUCGCGUUUCGUCGAAAUAACCCUUGCCGAAGAGCACCUGUAGCUCGUACGCGACUACAUUUCGACGACAAUGGCGAGGUAAAAUUCGACAAAUCGACAGCGAGGCAUGUCAACGGUAAGCUGAUUAAUUAAGGACGCUCAGUAUCGUCAAUGUGUAAUCGUAAAGGACACCACUCGCCAGAACUCUCAGAAGGCGAUGCUUGAAACUGGCAGGAGAUCCGCCAUAAGUACGUCCGAGCUAGGGCUUUAUUCUGAUCGCGUUGAUCGAUAUAACAGGAGUCGCUACGGUUUAAUUGUGAGAAAACUUGCGAUCGGAGUUAUGGUGGUGGUAACGGUGAUAUUGGUGGCGAUAUUUAUGUACGAUUUUACGUCCGCCACGUCGGGGAACAGUAAAAUCAAUCAGGAGACGAAACACAUAUACAUACUCCAGAAUGCUCUCAAGAAAUUACCGAAUCCCUCGAAAAAGAACACCACGAUCCUGUAUGAAACGAUUAAUCGUGCGGAUAAUCUUUCCAUGGAGGAUCGUUCGGACGAUGAGAACUACGAUGGUCUCAUACAACGAAACGCAACGGGCGAUACAAUGCCGGCCGAGACACGCGUCGCGAAAGCGAGCGAGCCCGAGAUGAGAGCGCAGAAUCUGCACAAUUUCAAGCAGCGGAAGAGAGUGCUGAAAUCCGUGGAAGACGCCGAUGAAAACGAGGGACCCGAGGCCAAGCAAUUGUUCGACAAUCAUGCGAUCGUUUAUCGUGUGAGACAGAGGCACAAACAUCCGGACUCGGACGAGGUCGCGAGCACGGAGGAGGCGCGGCCUACGCCGUUUCACUGGGAAUUCAAGACGCCGCAUCCGACGUCGUUCAAACGGCCGAGGUAUCCGCAGCUGACGCAAUACCGUUACCCGCACUCGUCCAGGAGUAUCCAGGACAUCAUCAAGUACCUGACGAGCAACGCCGAGAUGGCGAAUCGCGGCAUCAAGUUCACCGGCGUCUACGUCAAUCCGAAGAAGUACGACCUGAUCCCGGAUAUGGGAAUGGGGGAGAUGAUGUCCGGCAGCGAUAAAUCCGAGGAGCACGAGGCGCCUCCGUAUCCUCCGAUGAAAUCGGGGACGUACAGUAACGAUCCCUUUUACCAAUAUAAACCGAAACACCCGGCGGAUGUUAAUCUCUUAGCCACAUCUAACGUGAGAUUCUCUCCGACCGGAGUACAUCGUUACAGUCCUUAUUACGAUCCCAUAUAUUCCCGACCUUUAGUUAAUUACAACAAACCAAUGGUAACGGAACCGCAGUACGAAAAUGUCGUCGGCUCCUACUCGACGAACACCUUAACGAAGCACCGGAAACCAAAGCCAUUUAGUGUGAUGCUCGACAUCUAUCCCAUUACCGACAUCAUGGAGCAGAAUAAGAAGACGACGUGGACCAGGCCGCAAGGAUCGACGGACGAAUACGAUUUCAGAAGGCCCGUCCAAUUUCGCGGACCGAAAUUUUAUCCAUCCCCGCAACCUAUACCCCUCAUGGCUAUACCUAGUCCUACGCCUAUAUCGGAAGAAGAGGAGAGACAGCAAAUGAUACUUCAUCUAAAUCUGUAUCCUCGAAAGAAGAAUAAGUUCAACAGGAACGAUAUCAUACACAGAUCGGAAUCGAUGGAACCCGAGGAGCGGCAGGAAUUUGCGAAUAAGAUAAUGUCUCCCUUGGAAUCGAUCACCAAACACCUGACCGAUCAUUCCGCGAUCGAGGAGUCGAAGCUCGCGGAUAAUCAGAACACAGAGACAACCAGUCUUCCGAUAACGCGGUAUCACGAGAUGAGUCUGGACGAAAAGAACGAGAAAGAGGGAGAUCUCGUACUGGAUAACAAUCCAGAAGCCUAUUCGGAUUUGUUUAACGACGACGAUACCGUACAAGAUCCUAUCGUGCAUUCCAAUCAUAAAUCAAAUAUCGGCGUGGAUUAUACCAGCACGCAGAAAUAUGAUAUUAAUGCACAGAAAAUGAUCGUGUCUACGGAAAAGGAUUGCGCAAAUUGCGACAACACAACGACGAUCGACAUUCCGAAGGCCAAUGCGAACGGAAGCAUCGUUCUUUCGAAGGAUAUCGAUACCGUCGAAGGAUCCCAGCGUUUCAGUCUGUUGCGCUAAAAUUGGAUUAUAAUUAUUAAAGAUGCGAUUAGAUUCGUGAGAAAAGAUUAUCAAAUAUCUCGUGAUAAUUCAAUGCACGAGAUAUUCUAGUGUUACAUAAACGAAAAAAAUUCACGCCACGCGCUCUAUCUCGCUUAAAAUCAUCGAAAGUAUGUCUAUGUAUAAUACAAUUGUUAUC